GCGAUGAUAGUCCAUCAAGGUCGUCACAACUCUUUUAAGAUCAGUUAAUGCGUGGAUUAAAAAGAAUAAAAAAUUGAUCAACUUUUAGAGUGGCUAUCAUAUAAUGCGACUGAUCUGGAGAGCUGUGACCGAGACGUCCAAGGUACUUGCGAAAUCCUACUCAUUGUCAGGUACGUCAAACUUCAAAUCAGCUGUCGCAGUUUCGUCGGUGAGAAAAAUGGCGUCGGAAGUUGAAAAGGCACGGACAGCCGUCCCCGGUGGCGACACAAUAUUCGGAAAAAUAUUGAGAAAAGAAAUACCUUGCAAAUUUAUCUACGAAGAUGAUCAGUGCGUAGCUUUCCAUGAUGUGAACCCGCAGGCGCCUAUUCACUUUUUGGUAAUACCGAGAGAACCUAUUGUACAACUAUCGCAGGCCAAAGAAGACCACAAGCCGCUAUUGGGUCACUUGAUGUAUGUCGCACAAUCUGUCGCAAGUCAGCUGGGUAUGGAGAAUGGUUUUCGUCUUGUCGUUAAUAAUGGUGCCGAUGGAGCUCAGUCUGUCUAUCAUUUGCACCUUCACGUUCUUGGGGGCAGACAACUACAGUGGCCACCUGGCUAAUCGAAGAUAGAGAUCGAUACAUAUCUAUUUGCUUUGGCGACUCAAGAUCCUUUGUACACGGCUGUCAAAACUUUUGAGUAAAUGAAAUAUUUAGCUCAUCAUA
This is a messenger RNA of Athalia rosae (coleseed sawfly), 701 nucleotides long. RefSeq names its product adenosine 5'-monophosphoramidase HINT1 (gene HINT1). Bases 104 to 598 code for a protein of 164 amino acids. Gene Ontology annotation, molecular function: hydrolase activity. The record is from RefSeq and is a predicted model, not a curated record. Gene Ontology annotation, cellular component: cytoplasm; nucleus. Lineage: Eukaryota; Metazoa; Arthropoda; Insecta; Hymenoptera; Athaliidae. The transcript is spliced from 2 exons. Gene Ontology annotation, biological process: purine ribonucleotide catabolic process.